AUGGAUUCCAAAGAAUUGCUUAACCCGUUGGAUCAAGACGAAACCAGGAAAAAUGCACUCAUCAGUACCAAAGGAGGGAUCGUGAUGGACUUCCAUCCACCCUUCAGGGGUGGAGCUACUGUCCAAGCCCCUGUGUCUACAUCUCCUCUCCCUGCAUCUUCUCAGUCAGAUUCCAGUCAGCAACCUGCUUUGGCUGACUUUCCAAAAGGAUUAGGAAACAAUGUGCCUCAGCCAGACCUUUCCAAGGCAGUGUCGCUCUCGAUGGGACUGUACAUGGGUGAAACAGACGCAAAAGUGAUGGGAAACGACCUUGGAUUUUCGCACCAGGGCCAAAUCGGCAUCUCUUCCGGAGACACGGACUUCAGGCUCCUGGAGGAAAGUAUUGCGAGCUUGAACAAGUCCUCGAGCCUGGCCGAGGACGCCAAGGGAGCCGCGUCCUCCGAGGUGCCGCUCGAGCCGGAUUUCCCAGGCAUGGCCGGGCGCAGCGUCCCCGCGGAGUCGGGCGCUGCGGUCCAAAGCCAGGUGGGCUCGAAUGGUGGCAACUUGAAGUUGUUUUCUGAAGACCAAAGCACCCUGGAUAUCCUCCAGGAUUUGGAAUUGCCGCCGGUGUCGCCGGGCAAGGAGCCCAACGGGAGCCCGUGGCGGCUGGACCCGUUGCUCGAUGACGGUGGCUUGCUCUCCCCCAUAUCCGCGGACGACGCCUUUCUCCUGGAAGGAAGUCUCGGCGAAGACUGCAAGCCUCCUCUUUUAUCUGACACUAAACCUAAAAUUAAUGACCGUGGUGACCUUUUACCCAGUUCCAAAAUGCCAAUGCCUCAAGUGAAAACAGAAAAGGAAGACUUCAUUGAACUGUGUACUCCCGGCAUCAAGCAGGAAAACAUGGGCCCGCUUUACUGCCAGGCCAACUUCUCCGGGUCGAACCUGCUGGGUACGAAAGUCUCGGCCAUCUCCAUCCACGGUGUCAGCACCUCUGGGGGACAGAUGUACCACUAUGAUCUAAAUACUGCGUCGCUCUCUCAGCAGCAGGAUCAGAAACCAAUUUUUAAUAUCAUUCCAUCUCUUCCUGCCGGGUCAGAAAAUUGGAAUAGGUGCCAGGGAUCGGGGGACGAGGCAUUGGCUCCGCUGGGAUCGCUCAACCUCUCUGGCAGACCUGCUUUCUCUAAUGGCUAUUCAAGCCCUGGAAUGAGAUCAGAUGUAAGCUCUUCUCCAUCCACAACCUCAGCAACUACGGGACCACCUCCCAAGCUCUGCCUGGUGUGCUCCGACGAGGCCUCCGGGUGCCACUACGGUGUCCUGACGUGUGGCAGCUGCAAAGUGUUCUUCAAGAGGGCAGUGGAAGGGCAGCACAACUACCUGUGUGCCGGCAGGAACGACUGCAUCAUCGACAAGAUCCGCAGGAAGAACUGCCCCGCGUGCCGCUACCGCAAGUGUCUGCAGGCGGGCAUGAACCUGGAAGCCCGGAAGACCAAGAAGAAGAUCAAGGGGCUGCAGCAGGGCGGCGCGGCGGGCGCGCGCGAGGCUCCGGAGGCAGCUGGCAGCAAGAGCAUCGUGCCCGCCUCGCUGCCACAGCUGACGCCCACCCUGGUGUCCCUGCUGGAGGUCAUCGAGCCCGAGGUGCUCUACUCGGGCUACGACAGCUCCCUGCCCGACUCCAGCUGGAGGAUCCUCUCCACGCUCAACAUGCUGGGCGGCCGCCAGGUGGUCGCUGCCGUCAAGUGGGCAAAGGCAAUCCCAGGUUUCCGAAACUUGCACCUGGAUGACCAAAUGACCCUUCUGCAGUACUCCUGGAUGUUCCUGAUGGCUUUUGCUCUAGGCUGGAGGUCCUACAAGCAGUCCAACGGCAACCUGCUGUGCUUUGCUCCAGACCUGAUCAUCAAUGAGCAGAGGAUGAACCUCCCGUGUAUGUAUGAGCAAUGCAAACACAUGCUCAUGGUGGCCCGAGAGCUGUCCCGGCUCCAAGUCUCCUACGAGGAGUAUCUCUGCAUGAAGACGUUGCUUCUCCUCUCUACAAUUCCCAAGGAGGGCCUGAAGAGCCAGUCCCUGUUUGAGGAGAUCCGCAUGACGUACAUCAAGGAGCUGGGCAAGGCCAUCGUCAAGAGGGAAGGGAACUCCAGCCAGAACUGGCAGCGAUUUUAUCAACUGACUAAACUGCUGGACUCUAUGCAUGAUGUGGUUGAAAAUCUUCUGAGCUUUUGCUUCCAGACAUUUUUGGAUAAAUCCAUGAGUAUUGAGUUCCCAGAAAUGUUGGCAGAAAUCAUCAGCAAUCAGAUACCAAAAUAUUCCAAUGGAAAUAUCAAGAAGCUCUUGUUUCAUCAGAAGUGACUGCCUUAACACAAAGGGUUGCCUUAAGAAACCGUCACACGAUAGCUUUGUUUUGUAAAGAGAAAACCUACAGAACUUGUUCCUUUUGUCCUCGCAGGUGUUUCUUUUGUAAUUAUGCACUACAUGUGGUUUACAGAGGGCCAAGAGUUAGGCUGGAGAAGCAGCGGAUUUCUCGCGUUGGGGAAAGGAUUGGGGAGAAAGGAAAGGAAAAGAAAUCGUGGUUUUGGCAGAAAUUUUCUCUCCCCUCGUGCACCAUCCCUGGAUGCAUCAAACCACCAGUGACAAGCUCUGAGGCUGUUACGAACAUUCUGCUAAUUAAUUAAUUAAUUGCUGCAGUUGGCUGGAGACAAUUUUUUAGGCUUUUUUUUUUAUUUUAGUAAAGUGUUUUGGAUUUUUUUUUUUAAAGUUAAGGUAGUAUUUUGGUUUAUGCAUGUAACCUGAAGAAAGUUUACAAGUGUAUAUCAGAAAAGGGAAGUUGUGCCUUUUAUAGCUAUUACUGUCUGGUUUUAGCAAUUUCCUUUAACUUUAUAUACCGUGAACUCGGCUUGUUCAUUUUUUCUUACAUAAUUUUUUUGUAAUACUUCAAGAUGCCUAUUGUACAGCUGGUUUUUUAAGGUGGGGCAGCUCGUAGCUUUCCUAAAUGACCUCUAGACAGUAAGUACUCACGUAGAUUCAUGUGAAACUGGGUUGGGCUUUUCUAACCUAAUGCUUUCAACCGGCAAAGUGGCCAUAAAAAUUGGGUUUUUUCUAAGGGCCCGGGUGGGUGGGAGAGCACUCUCAAAUCUCAUUUCAGUAGAUCCAGAUGAAACAAAUCCUUUUGGUACAUUGCAAAAGUGUUGGAUAUGCAGAUUCAUAGAAAAUUAGCCCAGUCCUAACUGGAUGUAAAUGAGCAGGUUAUUUUAUAUAUUUAAAAAAAAAAAAGAAGCCUGAUUUUUGCAUAUGAUGCAACAGCCAUAACGCAAAGAGUCACGGGCUGCAUUGAUGCCAAGAAGAUCAGUCCUGACUGCCCAUCAGGAAAUUUUCAGGAAAAUAUGCAUAGCUUCAGAAAAGUUUACUUCUGUGUGGAGAAACUCCGUUUUCUGUACACUUCAAGCUGCCAUCACACAAAUAUUUCGGAGACCCCACGGACGGGGAGGACGGGCGAGCGCGCCCGGCGGCUGGGGCUGCUCUCCUGCAGGAGUCCAGGAUCCUCCUCCCCGGGGACUUGUCCACGCAGCUGGGACUGGAUCUCCCAGCUCUGAACUCGCCUGGUUAGAGACCCAAUUCCGCAUCUCCACCCUUCACUGACUGCUCCAUCCUCUUUCCUGGAGAGCAGGAGAGCUCCGCUACUGAGUUCGUGGUCUUAGAGUUGUCCGUCAAACUUUCUGUCUUUGUAAGGCUGCAGCCCUUCACAUUGAAUUCCUGGCGUGCCAUAAAUUCCCGUAGGCCUUGUGGAUUUCUCCUUGUUGCCAUUGAUGAGGAUAUUUUCGACAUUUAGAAGCUGUAGUAGCCUUUUCUACGUGCACCUUAACAAUUUUCUGUAUCUCAAAACUGAAAUAUUUACUAUGCCACUCUAAAAUUUGAUUUUUACUCGAAGUGGCCAGAUUGUUUGUGUAAUAGAAAUGAGAAAGAUCGUCUGAGAAAAUACAAAACCUAAUAUAUUUUUAUAUUUAGUUAUAGUUUCAAAUAUGUAUAAUCGGUAUAUUCGCUGAUCCAAGAAAAAAAGGGAAGGGCUACUGCAGCUUUAAAAGCAAUUUAUUAAAUGAUUGUAAAAUAGCUUGUAUAGUGUAUAAUAAGGAUGAUUUUUAGAUGACAGAUUGCUUUAUCAUGAUACAUGUAAUUAUAUUUUUUGUAGGGGUCACAGAUACGCUGAGUGGAAACCGUGGCGCGUGGUUGGGCCGGAGGCAGCACCAGGGCUGUCGGUGUUGGUAUCCAAAGAAGUGCUCUGUUCAGAGGGGAAACCUGUGCUCCUGGGUGUUUGUGGGUGGGCUUGUGUUCAUUGAAUCACUGUGUACAAUUCCCGUUGGUUUUGGGGGGGGAUACUCCUAUCUGUAUGGUCGGGAGCCGCUCCCGAGGCACGGCUGAACCAGACCCCGCUGCAAAAACUGUCACAGCUCUGACAGCAAAAACAGCUUAGAAAUUGGGCAAUAAUCCACAUCCAGGUGCCAGCAAUAUGUAAAUACAGAGCGUGGGGUGUUCACAGCACAUUUCUACAUUGAGCAGACCUUGGUUUCCAACUGAAAUAGGAAACUCAAUUCUCAUCCUUUCUUAAAGCUCUUUUUGAAUGUUAUACCUAUUAAAAAAAGAUCCUAUAUUCAGUACUUUGGAGUAAAAUAGCAUCUUUAAUAAAAGAAAAUAAUCACUCUCUUCUUCGAUCUGUAAGGAAUAUGUACAUUUUGUAAUAGGUAAAGGUCAGGAUUUUAAUUACAACUUCCAGCCCAAGUCGUUGGGAAUCCUCCGCGCCCGUUUGCGAUACAGAUAGGAGUUUGUGCUGGUGGGGUUGGGGGUCCUGGGCUAGGGGAAGCCUGCUCUUUCUUUGGAGAAUGUUUUAUAAACUUGCAUCCCCAGAGCCUGGGGACAGCGUGUGCGGGUCGGGGUGCAGGGACCCCAAAUUGUCAUUUUUGCCAGCAAAAGCAACUGCAGUGAACUCCAGCAGGUGGUGGAGUCGGGGGUUGGAACUGGAUGAGCUUUAAGAUCCCUUCCAACCCAAAUUCUGGGGUUCUUUGGUUCCCCCGCGAGAGAACCGGUCACAUAGGAGGAGAGGCUCUCUGCCCCUUGUGUCUGUUUGCCUGUAUAUUCAUUUUUAGUCUCUGGAUUUAAGGAAAAACAGAGGAAACUGUGAUGUUCGAGGAAGAGUCGUCCUGUGCGUGCUGUUCAGUUCACACUCACCAGUGAGACUCCGUAGUGCUGUAGCAGCAGUGAGCAGUCCGUGUCCUGUCAUCCGUGGUCCGUGUAGCAGUGGGGAGUCCCUGCACUCUGGAUAAAGCAGGGAGAACUCGGCCUUGGCCCUUCAGUGCCUUAUCACAAAGUGCACGGAUCCGCCGGCGCGGCGGGGGCAGCUCAGGACUCGCAAUGGCCUUAGGGGGACACGGGGACAGGGACGGGGGCGCGGGGGGCGGGGGGCUGGGGACCGGUGCCAAUCGAUGCCGAAGUGACCUCGCCAUUCCCACGGGGAAAGGCAGGGAAGGAGGAAGUGCCUGGAUGAACGUGGGCCGUGGGGAGCACCCCGCGGCCGACCUCAGAGAGGGAGGACUUCAGGGACAUGACGUAGAGUGGGAUUUUACAAAGAUUGUAUUCUUAUAUCCCUGUGAGCGUUGGGGGCUGGAGCAGCCUGCUCUGCUGGGAGGUGGCCCUGCCGUGGCAGGGGGGAGCAGAGGAGCUUUAGGGUCCCUUCCCACCCAGUCCAGGCUGGGGUUCCAUGGUCACAGACCAGGCACGCCCUGCCCCAUCCCAGUCUGCAGCCAGGGCUCGCUGAGCCGUCGAUGUCUCAUAGGAACCAAAUUUUCCAUGAAGGUCGAGGGCCUCUCCAGCCCUCGUGUCCGAGGGAAGGCUGGGAGGGUUGGGAACGCCCCACCUCCAGCCCCCUGCCCACAGCAGAGGCAGCGAUGGGUCAUUACUCUAUUUUGUAUAUUAAACAAAAAGAUAUAUACUGGGGACAAAUCCUAUAUCAUACCAGUGUAUGGCAUUAUAAAAAAAAAAAUCAUUAUUUUUAUCACAGCAAUUUUAAACAGCAUUAAAAAGAAAUUAAACCAGUGACUCCUGUUUAAAAAUAAAAGUUGUAGUUUUUUAUUCAUGCUGAAUAAUUCUGUAGUAACAAGUCUGUAGUUUUCACCUACUCAGUGAAAUGUUGGACUGUAAAAGCUUGUGUGGAAUUGUUGAACAUUUAUUUUUUCAUUUAAAUUUGCUGUUCUGGUAAUACAAAGCCACACAUCUGUACAGAAGUUGCAGUAAAUGUGAGCCAUUUACAGCAAUGCCGAAUAAUGGACAGAAACCAUAUAAUAAAAUUCUGCUUUUUUCAUUAAAUGGC
Molecule: messenger RNA, 6328 nt
Organism: Passer montanus (Eurasian tree sparrow)
Lineage: Eukaryota; Metazoa; Chordata; Aves; Passeriformes; Passeridae
Gene: NR3C1
Product: nuclear receptor subfamily 3 group C member 1
Exons: 8
Coding region: 1-2322 (773 amino acids)
Biological process (GO): nuclear receptor-mediated glucocorticoid signaling pathway; regulation of DNA-templated transcription
Cellular component (GO): nucleus
Molecular function (GO): steroid binding; DNA-binding transcription factor activity; zinc ion binding
Source: RefSeq, a predicted model, not a curated record